ACAAUGUUCAACAUGUACACAUAUCGCAUACAUAUGUCUGCACUGCUGGCUUUCCUUCAUUCAUUUGUGCGAAAAAUGUACUGCGGUUGAUUGACGAGAGCCAGUUUCUUCCCAAUCCCUAGUCGGGCGAUCUAGGAGCUAGACCCAGUGGUCUGUGUGAGAUUGUUCAAACUAAUUAGUGGUUCACAAGCAUAAAACAUUCAGUCCAUCGUAAAUCUUGAAUCAUCCCACACUUCGGAAGCCGGUUGUGUUGUUAUCACUCGCAAGCAGGACGUCAUCAUAUCUCCAUUUCUCCUGUUCGAUGUUGGUGUGUUAUUGUUAUUAUCAUUUUCGUGUUUAUCCAUCAUUUAUUCAAAUUGGCCUUGAAACCGGAACGUCAUAACCAAAGUCAAGAAGCAGUGAAUGAAAAGGGAAAUGACCAUGUGUGGAAUGGCGGCUGGCUGGUCGAAAAGAAGGAAGAUUUCCCUGCCAUUCAUUUGUGGCAGUCUGUUUCAAUGUGCCUGUUCGUCUGUCCAAUGUCAGAUUUUAUGCUGUGUGCGAUUAUGUUGAAUUGGAACCGCAGAGCCUAAACAAAUAGCUGCAUGUGAUUGUGAUUGUUGUGCAUCGUGUGUAAAUACCAGAGAAUAACAAAGUUAUACAAGUGCCCUAAAAUAGUAGUGGCACGCUGGGGGAGAUAACCGGCCAGAGCAGAACGAGAGUUUAUCAGCGGCGGCUCGCAGUACCGGAAGCAACCAACGAGAAAUGUCUUCCAAAAACGAACUGAAAAAGCUCUCGGAAGAGAGCUUGACCCGCCAGCCGGAGGAAGUGUUCGACAUCAUCUGCAAGCUGGGCGAGGGAAGCUAUGGGUCGGUCUACAAGGCAGUACACAAGGAAAGCGAGCAGGUUCUCGCCAUCAAACAGGUCCCGGUCGAUACGGACCUGCAGGAAAUCAUCAAAGAGAUUUCCAUCAUGCAGCAGUGCGAUUCGCCCUUCGUAGUGAAAUACUACGGGAGCUAUUUCAAAAAUACCGAUCUUUGGAUUGUGAUGGAGUACUGCGGGGCGGGUAGCGUAUCCGAUAUAAUGCGAUUGCGAAAGAAGACACUCUCGGAGGAUGAGAUCGCGACGAUCCUCAGUGAUACCUUGAAGGGGCUAGAGUAUUUGCAUUUACGAAGGAAGAUACACAGAGACAUUAAGGCUGGCAAUAUUCUACUGAACUCCGAAGGUCACGCCAAGCUGGCCGAUUUUGGAGUGGCUGGCCAGCUAACGGAUACGAUGGCCAAACGAAACACUGUGAUUGGAACGCCUUUCUGGAUGGCUCCCGAGGUAAUAGAGGAAAUUGGAUACGAUUGCGUAGCGGACAUUUGGUCACUGGGUAUUACGGCACUGGAGAUGGCCGAGGGGAAACCCCCUUACGGUGAUAUACAUCCGAUGCGGGCCAUCUUCAUGAUACCUACGAAACCCCCACCGUCGUUUCGAGACCCGGACAUCUGGAGUCCGGAGUUUAUUGAUUUCGUCAGCUUGUGCCUAGUAAAGAACCCGGAGGAGCGAGCCACGGCGACGGAUCUUCUGACGCAUGAAUUUAUCAGAAACGCUAAACCGUGCAGCAUUCUCAGUGUGAUGAUUGCCGAAGCCAAGGAAAUUAGGGAAAAUCAAAGCUUUAGACAUGCCGCCGCGAUCAGCCAGGCAAACAAACAAUUACAAAACAGUAACAACAACAGCCAGGAAGUCGAUUCGGAUGAUGAGGAUGUUAAUUCGCGAACAAUGAAAGAGUUUCCCGGAGACUGUGGGACACUUGUGCCCGGACGGGAUGACGGUGAUGGUACGAUGAUUGCCCACACAGACUGUGGGACGCUCGUUCCGGACAGUGCGACGAUGGUGGAAUUGCAAUCGAAUCUCGGAACUAUGGUGAUCAACUCGGACUCGGAGGAGUCCACGAUGAAGAGACACGACACCAACCCGGAUAAACCGAAGUACCGGCCCCUUUUCCUCGAGCAUUUCGACAGGAAAGAAGCGGAGGUAGCCAGUUUCGUGACUAAAACCAACAACCAACACAGUUACGAAGAUGAGAGCUCCUCGCCGGAAGAAAUUCACCAGGAUGCGUCGCCUCAGCAACCGCAACCCCAAGUGCAAACUCCCAGCAAACAGCCAAACCCUUCCGCUCCCCCUCUUACGCAAAGUCUCGAAGAGCAACAACUCAACGAAGAACGACAACGGUUUCAGUCCCACCUGCAACUGCAGCUCAAUCAGAUCUCAGCCGUCAGUCCAAAUGUGCAUCAAAUGCAGUACCAACAGUCACCGGUUGCGAUAACCCCCGAGGGGUUGGGAGGCGGUGGCGGCGGAAUGGAAGCCCACAAUCGGAUAUACAACAAUAGGAUCAAUCUGAUUGACAGCGAAUAUGAUUCGCUUAAAUUCCUCAACUACGAACAACUCGAGCAACGGUUGGCCAGCAUCGACAAGGAAAUGGAAAAGGAACUAGCCGAGACGAACAAACGCUAUCAUGCCAAGCGGAAGCCCAUCAUCGAUGCGAUCGAAGCAAAACAGCAGAAGCGACAACAGAAGUUGGAGGAAUUUUGAAUUGUGCUCUGCUGUGCUGUGAAUUCUUUCACAUCAACCACCCUUCGCUGGAAAAGUAUGAUCUUUUAUAUAUCCUAGUUUCAUAUUUUGCAAGAUCUUAGUAUCAAUUUUAACACCCCUAUGAUUUGAGCGAGAACCUUCGCGCUACCAGCUAUAAUCUGUGGCGCGUGAGUAGCUCUCCAAAUCGGUCUCUGUUGCUUAGAAAAGGCGUACAUUUUUAUCAGUUUCCGCGCGUAUAUUUUCAUUAUUUCAAAAAAUGAAAGGCAUUUUCAGUUGCGGUUUCCACACCAUACACACCAAGUAUCUGAUAUUGUGUUCGAAAGUAUAUAUUUAUACAGUUAAGCUCUAUCCUCUACUCUGAGAAUAGUGAGCAAUCAUUCGCCUUUCACCCACCCCUUCCCGCUGCCUAAAUGAAGAGAACGCAAAGCAUUUUAGUGAAAUAAAGUUAAUUUAUGACGUAAAGUAGAUCUUUCGAAUUUAUAACCCUAAUCUAAAAUAGCAAUGAAAGUUAUACAUUUAUCAAUGAGGAUGUCAACAUUAUCAUCUCAUAAAAGGAAACAAAAUAAGGCUCCCCUCUCCCAACAGCCCAAUAGCGGUUUUUUUCUCCAUUAAUUCAUGUUCCGUCCAGAGAUAACAAGCUGGCUUUCGGAUUGAACCAUAUCACCACCGACACCGCCCUUUAAGAAUCUCCUUCUCUUCUCCAAGUCAAUUCGAUGGAUGCCAAAUUUUGUUCACCCCGGGGAAAAAGCAACUUGAACUCUCUAGAGACACGUAUGGGUCAUAAUUUUGUUGGUGCUCGGAAAAAAUAUACUCAUUCGCAAAUUAUUAAAUUAAUCUUUGGCCCACAUUUAAAGUUGAUCACAAUUGAAGUUAUUUAAAUUUUAUUGAUAACUGCAAAAGAAAAUAUACAAACAAAAAUCACUCAACAAUAUCGAUGAGAAAAAAAAUGAUGGACCUCAGAACCAAACAAACACGAGAGAAAGAGAGAGAGAGUAAAUCUGUAACAUAAAACAAUGAGACAACAAGAAUGUGGGAAAGAUGAAGAAAAAACAUAACUGCAUAAGACUGGGCGACAUAUAAAAAGUGAAUUUGAACCUGUUAAGCAAUGCCUAUAUGUAAGUUGCAUUUUAUACUGACUCAUUGUUGGAGAAAUCAGGACCUAAGCCAAUCGUGCAAGAGAAAUAAUACGGUGGAACAAUGGAAUAUGAGGUGGAUGGUAGCGAUUAGAAAAAAAGAAUAAACAAACAGAGACAUGUUUUACUGAUUAUGAAUAUAACGUUGCCAUGCAUAGAAUAAUAUA
Toxorhynchites rutilus septentrionalis is the source of this 3853-nucleotide messenger RNA. RefSeq names its product serine/threonine-protein kinase 3/4 (gene hpo). NCBI's taxonomy places the organism in Eukaryota, Metazoa, Arthropoda, Insecta, Diptera, Culicidae. The record is from RefSeq and is a predicted model, not a curated record. Gene Ontology annotation, cellular component: cytoplasm. The transcript has 6 exons. Gene Ontology annotation, biological process: intracellular signal transduction; protein phosphorylation; regulation of MAPK cascade. Gene Ontology annotation, molecular function: ATP binding; protein serine/threonine kinase activity. The coding region runs from base 742 to 2553 and encodes 603 amino acids.